Fraxinus pennsylvanica is the source of this 1683-nucleotide messenger RNA. Lineage: Eukaryota; Viridiplantae; Streptophyta; Magnoliopsida; Lamiales; Oleaceae. The record is from the annotation of a GenBank genome assembly.
AUGCUGGGGAAGGGAAGACUUGGGGAUGGGUUGGACGCGGUAUAUGGUAUAAUACUCCGAAACUCUCUAGAGUUGAAGAAACUAAUAGUUAAGGUGGAAUUAGUACUGACAGCGAUAUGGGAAAGAAGGGAAGUUGGCUUUCGGUCAUUAAGAGGGUUUUUACACACAGCUCGGAGGGAUCUGACAAGAAAAGUGGUAAGGAAAAGAAGAAAACGGCCAAGCAGCAUUGAGAAAAUUCUAGGGGAAGCAGAUGAACUGCUUAUUAGGCCUCCAACAUCUUUAGAGCAUCAAAUAACGCCACCUAAUUUACCUGAAAGGCCAGCAUCUCCAAGGGCCAGUUCACCUAAAUCUGCUUCUCGUAGAGCUCCUUCCCCGAGGACUGUUACUCCCAGGGCUGCUUCUCCUAGAGCCGUUUCUCCGAAGGCCGUUUCUCCUAGGGCCAUUUCUUCGAGGGCUUCUCCCAAGGCUGCAUCUUCCAAGGCUCAACCUCAUCCUAAGAUAAAUCAGAAACAAAAGGAAGUAAAAAAUGUGCACCGUCCAGAACCCACAUUAAGAAACCAGCUCCUUUUUGCCACUAAGAUCCAGGCAGCAUAUAGAGGUUACCUGGCAAGGAGGAGUUUCAGAGCUUUGAGGGGUCUAGUGAGGCUUCAAGGAGUGGUGAGAGGCCAAAAUGUGAGACGACAAACAAUGAAUGCCAUGAAACAAAUGCAGCUCUUGGUACGGGUUCAAUCGCAAAUUCAGUCAAGAAGGAUCCAGAUGUUAGAAAACCAGGCACUCCAGCACCAAGCUUAUAGGAACAAUAAGGAAGUAGAGAGUACCCUGAGCAAAUGGAUAUCGAACCAGUCUGAGGCUGGUAAUAAUGAAGAUUGGGACGAUAGCUUGCUGACUAAAGAGGAAGUAGAAGCCAGGUUACGGAAAAAAGUGGAGGCAGUAAUCAAAAGAGAGAGAGCUAUGGCCUAUGCAUAUUCUCAACAGCUCUGGAAAGCAAAUCCAAAAUCUGCUCAAACUUCUCUGGACAUCCGAUCCAACGGAUUUCCCUGGUGGUGGAACUGGUUAGAACAUAAGCUGCCUCUGGAAAAUAGUUCUCAGAGCCAAAAUGCUGCAAGAACUGUUGCUCUAACCCCUCCAAGGCCUAUUUCAGAGUACAAGCCUAGUCCUCGACUUCAUUCAAGGAAUUACAAGCACAACUUCGGUUUUAACAAUCACGAAUCUUCCUCUCCAAGGUCAUCAAGAUCAACUAUCCCAUUUAGAGCAAAACAAUAUCGUACCCCUAGUAGGACACCUCCACUAGCAAAAGCCUCGCCACGUACAAGAGCUAGUCCGGCUAAUUCAGCCUAUAACAUUCCAUUGAAAGACGACGAUAGCCUCAUGAGCUGCCCUCCAUUUUCUGUUCCAAGUUAUAUGGCACCUACUGUUUCAGCCAAAGCCAAAGUUCGAGCAAAUAGCAAUCCAAAGGAGAGAAUUCCUAGCACGCCGGGAAAUGACUCAAACAGGAGGUUUUCUUUUCCUUUGACGCCAAAUAUUGGUUCUUUCAAGUGGAAUAAAGGAUCUAACAAAGAUACAAAUUCUCAGAAGGCGUUGGAAAAACAUCGGUCUGUUGCAUCUAUAGGGGACUUGAGCAUAGAUUCAGCUGUUUCCAUGCCAGCUACAGCGGGAAGAAAGCCAUUUAACAGAUUUGUGUGA